AUGCAACACGGCUAUGCAACAGUGGAUGUCCUUGCAGGUCCAGUUCGCUCCUUGCACAUCGGGACAGACGUAACAAAUGUCUUUCCCCAUUCCCUGUGUUCAAAGACCUUUACCCCACUACCUGUUGCCAAAGACCUUUCCCCAAUACAAGGUGUCCUGAGACCUUUCCCCAUUCCCUGUGCUCAAAGACCUUUCUACAUUCCCUGUGCACAAAGACCUUUCCCCAUUCCCUACCUUUCCCCAUUCCCUGUUCUCAGAGACCUUUCCCCAUUCCCUGUGCUCAGAGACCUUUCCCCAUUCCCUGUCCUCAGAGACCUUUCCCCAUUCCCUGUUCUCAGAGACCUUUCCCCAUUCCCUGUCCUCAGAGACCUUUCCCCAUUCCCUGUGCUCAGAGACCUUUCCCCAUUCCCUGUCCUCAGAGACCUUUCCCCAUUCCCUGUCCUCAGAGACCUUUCCCCAUUCCCUGUGCUUAAAGACCUUUCCCCAUUCCCAGUGCACAGAGACCUUUCCCCAUUCCCUGCUCUCAAAGACCUUUCCCCAUACCCAGUGCACAGAGACCUUUCCCCAUUCCCUGUUCUCAAAGACCUUUCCCCAUUCCCUGUCCUCAGAGACCUUUCCCCACUACCCGUGUUGCGGGAUCUUCACGUGCCAUGGGGUUCGAGCGUCCUCGGGGUCACUUUGCGCUCUCCGCGUCUGCCAGAAAGCGCAUGCGUGCGUGUGAAUCCGCGCGCAUGCAGAUCCAUUCUGACGUAUUUCCACGAACGCGAAUGUAAUGCGCAGUGGAUACGAGCGUAA
This is a messenger RNA of Penaeus monodon (black tiger shrimp), 795 nucleotides long. Its product is annotated as arf-GAP with SH3 domain, ANK repeat and PH domain-containing protein 1-like. The record is from RefSeq and is a predicted model, not a curated record. Bases 1 to 795 code for a protein of 264 amino acids. The transcript is spliced from 3 exons. Lineage: Eukaryota; Metazoa; Arthropoda; Malacostraca; Decapoda; Penaeidae.